This is a messenger RNA of Telopea speciosissima, 3733 nucleotides long. RefSeq names its product cellulose synthase-like protein D5. Gene Ontology annotation, molecular function: cellulose synthase (UDP-forming) activity; mannan synthase activity. Gene Ontology annotation, cellular component: trans-Golgi network; plasma membrane. Lineage: Eukaryota; Viridiplantae; Streptophyta; Magnoliopsida; Proteales; Proteaceae. Gene Ontology annotation, biological process: cellulose biosynthetic process; plant-type primary cell wall biogenesis. The record is from RefSeq and is a predicted model, not a curated record. The transcript is spliced from 3 exons. The coding region runs from base 121 to 3621 and encodes 1166 amino acids.
CUUAAAUCAUCUUCCCCUCCCAUACAUCUCUUCUAUUUGGUCUGAUUUGAGAGGUUUCUUCUGUUCUCUGAUCUGUUCUUAUUUUGUCAAGCUUGAAGUGCUCUGUGAAGUGGACUGACAAUGGUUCAGAUGGUUUCUUCCACUUCAUCUCCUGUGACCAUCACAGUUUCUUCUUCUGGAGGUAAGGGAGGAGGGUUUAGGUCUAGCGUGGGCUUGACGAGUCCAAUUUCACGAAAUUCCCCUCUUAGUAGCAGAGGACACGGGGCUUCAAGUGGUGGAAGGCGAGCCUCCAGUGUUGGAACUGGAAAAUAUUGUUCCAUGUCUAAGGACGAAGCCGAAGAAGUGAGCUCAGAGUUUGUGAACUAUACUGUUCACAUCCCACCAACUCCAGAUCACCAAACCAUGAACUCCUCUCAAACUAGCCUCCCUGACGAUGAUGCCAAAGACCCAGGAAAACCCAACAGAAGUUACAUCUCAGGUACCAUCUUCACCGGAGGAUUCAACUCGGUGACUCGUGGGCACGUUAUCGAGUGCUCAACUGAUCGUCCUGAAAUGAUAAAAUCCAUGGCAAUGAUAUGCGGCACGAAGGGUUGUGACGGUAAAGCAUUGAAAGGUGAUGGAAAGGUUCCAUGCGAUUGUGGUUUCAAAAUUUGCAGGGACUGUUACCUGGAUUGCCUUGGAAAUGGAGGCAAUUGCCCGGGAUGCAAGGAGCCGUACAAGGAUGUGUUCGACGUCGAUGGAGCCGGGUCUGAAGGAGGCGAUCAGGCUCGUCCCCUACCCUCAAUGGUGGAUAGAAGGCUUUCACUGGUGAAAUCAUUCAAAGCUCCAAAUCAUCCUCCUGAUUUUGAUCACAACCGCUGGCUCUAUGAAACAACGGGGACAUAUGGGUAUGGAAAUGCAGUCUGGCCGAAAGAUGGAUAUGGUGGAGGAUCUGGGGUUAAUGGUUUCGAAUAUCCACCUGAUUUCGGAGAAAGAAGCAGGAGGCCUCUGACCAGGAAGGUGUCUGUUUCUACUGCCAUUCUUAGUCCAUACAGGUUGCUUAUGGCAAUUCGUCUUGUUGCGCUUGGUUUUUUUCUUACUUGGAGAAUUAGACAUCCCAACCAUGAGGCAAUUUGGUUAUGGGGAAUGUCAGUUACUUGUGAACUCUGGUUUGCCUUGUCAUGGCUUCUCGACCAGCUCCCCAAGCUAUGUCCAGUAAAUAGAGUGAAUGAUCUUUCUGUUUUGAAAGACCGUUUUGAAUCCCCAAACCUUCGGAAUCCCAAAGGAAGAUCUGAUCUUCCAGGGAUUGAUGUUUUUGUCUCCACAGCAGACCCAGAAAAAGAACCUCCCCUUGUAACUGCAAACACCAUUCUCUCAAUCCUUGCUGUUGAUUACCCCGUGGAAAAGCUUGCUUGUUAUCUAUCAGAUGAUGGAGGAUCCCUACUGACAUUUGAAGCUCUUGCUGAGACUGCGAGCUUUGCACGGAUAUGGGUUCCUUUCUGCAGGAAACAUAGAAUAGCACCGAGAAAUCCUGAGGCAUACUUUGGGAAGAAACGUGACUUCCUCAAGAACAAAGUCCGGCUAGAUUUUGUCAGGGAGAGAAGAUGGAUGAAGAGAGAAUAUGAUGAGUUCAAGGUGAGGAUAAAUUCCCUACCUGAAUCAAUAAGGAGGCGGUCCGAAGCAUAUAAUGCCCAUGAAGAGCUAAGAGCAAAGAGAAAACAGAUGGAAAUGGGUGGCAAUCUUUCUGAACCUCUCAAGGUCCCAAAGGCUACAUGGAUGUCUGAUGGGGCUCAUUGGCCAGGAACAUGGUCCUCUACAGAGAAUGACCAUUCAAGAGGGGAUCAUGCGGGUAUAAUUCAGGCAAUGCUAGCUCCACCAAAUUCGGAACCAGUGAUGGGCCCCGAAGCAGAUGAGGAGAAUCCAAUUGAUACCACUGAAGUUGAUAUCAGAUUGCCAAUGCUGGUAUAUGUAUCUCGAGAGAAAAGACCAGGCUAUGAUCACAACAAGAAAGCAGGGGCUAUGAAUGCUCUAGUUCGAACAAGUGCAAUCAUGUCAAAUGGCCCUUUUAUACUCAACCUUGACUGUGACCACUACAUCUACAAUUCCUUAGCCCUAAGGGAAGGGAUGUGCUUCAUGCUGGACAGGGGUGGCGAUAGAAUCUGCUAUGUCCAAUUCCCGCAGAGGUUUGAAGGUAUUGAUCCAAAUGACCGUUAUGCAAACCACAACACAGUAUUCUUUGAUGUGAGCAUGCGAGCACUGGAUGGGUUGCAGGGUCCAAUGUAUGUGGGGACUGGUUGCAUUUUCCGGAGAAUUGCUCUUUAUGGCUUUAGUCCUCCAAGGGCUACAGAACAUCAUGGGUGGUUUGGAAGAAGGAAAAUGAAGCUGUGGCUGAGAGGACCACGCAAAGUGGCAAAGAAGGAAGCGGAUGAGAUGGUUUUGCCAAUCAAGGGUGAACACAAUGAUGAGGAUGAUGAUGGAGACAUUGAAUCUCUGCUUCUUCCAAAGAGGUUUGGAAAUUCUAUGGCACUUGUAGCAUCAAUUCCAGUAGCAGAAUAUCAAGGAAGGUUGCUUCAAGAAUUGCAAGGAAAAGGGAGUCAAGGCCGGCCUGCUGGUUCUCUUGCCGUGCCUCGAGAGCCCUUAGAUGCUGCAACAGUUGCAGAGGCAAUAAGUGUGAUAUCUUGCUACUACGAGGACAAAACAGAGUGGGGCAGAAGGGUGGGUUGGAUCUAUGGUUCUGUAACAGAAGAUGUGGUUACAGGUUAUCGGAUGCACAACAGGGGAUGGAGAUCAGUAUACUGCAUCACCAAGCGUGAUGCAUUCAGAGGGACGGCACCUAUCAAUCUGACUGACCGACUCCAUCAAGUCCUCCGAUGGGCAACUGGUUCUGUUGAGAUCUUCUUUUCCCGCAACAAUGCACUGUUCGCCUCCAGGCGGAUGAAAUUCUUGCAAAAGGUGGCCUACUUCAAUGUUGGGAUAUACCCAUUCACAUCAUUCUUCCUUCUUGUAUACUGCUUUCUGCCAGCAAUGUCCCUCUUCACAGGGCAGUUCAUAGUAGAGUCCCUCAAUGUGACCUUUCUUGCGUUCUUGCUGGUGAUCACAGUCACCUUAUGCUUGCUAGCCAUCCUUGAGAUAAGGUGGUCUGGGAUCACUCUUCAUGAAUGGUGGCGAAACGAACAAUUCUGGUUGAUUGGUGGAACCAGCGCUCACCCAGCUGCAGUGUUACAGGGGCUACUAAAGCUAAUUGCAGGAGUUGAUAUUUCAUUCACAUUGACAUCCAAAUCUGCAGCACCUGAUGAAGGAGAAGAUGAGUUUGCAGAUCUAUACAUAGUGAAGUGGAGCUUCCUGAUGGUCCUACCAAUUACAAUUAUGAUGGUGAACACCGUAGCAAUUGCAGUCGGGGUGGCAAGGACCAUAUACAGCCCAUUCCCGCAGUGGAGCAGGCUUCUUGGAGGGGUGUUCUUCAGCUUCUGGGUGUUGUGCCAUCUCUAUCCAUUUGCUAAGGGCUUGAUGGGGAAAAGAGGGAAAGUCCCCACCAUAGUCUUUGUAUGGUCUGGAUUGCUGUCAAUCAUUAUAUCCUUACUUUGGGUAUACAUAAGCCCUCCUUCUGGGAGUCAGGAAUAUAUGAAUUUCCAGUUCCCUUAAUGUCCUCAUGUAUCUCCUGUAAGCUGAAAAGGGGUUCCUAGAGUUUUUGUAUCUGAUCUGAUCUCUAACAUUUUUUGUUAGAGAUCUGCCACGAAAAUGGUGUUCCAAAUGC